GGACUUGCUGUUGCGAUUUUAAAUGAAAUAAUUUUGAAAUGUCGCUGCAACCGGGUGAAUUACUUUGCCGAGUUUGCCUCCAGCAGGACGAACUCCUGGUGGACAUUUUCGAAACCGUGGAGGAGCUGCAAGCGGAUCUGAGCACAUUGCUAGAAACUUGUGGCAACAUUAAGGUGGGCCGUACCGAUGCGUAUCCAAAGUAUCUGUGCCAGGAGUGCACCAACGAGCUGCUCAUCGCGGCCAAGUUUCGGAAAAAGUGCGCGGAGACUGAGAAAAGAUUGCGGGAUGAGACUUUCAGGAUAAAUAUGGACACCGCAGAACUUGUGGUGGCGGAGGAAAUCAUAAUUUUCGAUCCGAAUGACUACAAAGUGGAGCCGCACUCUCCUGGUGAGGAUGGUGUAGAGGAACCUACUGAAAUUUUGAGAUCAAACUGCUGGGAUUGUGGAGCGGUUUUUCAGCUACCCGCAGCCCUACGUCGGCACAUCGAAAAAGUUCAUACCUCUGUUAUCAUAUACGAUUGUGAGAAGUGCGGAGGAUUCUUUACAGAAUUCCGUAGCUACCAGAGUCACAAGUGUCCCACUUCCGGAUUCCAGAAGGGCGAACACAGUUGCUCGGAAUGUGGCAAGUGCCUGCAAUCCUCCUCCAGUCUGGCGGUGCACAUGCGCCUGCACAGCAACGAGAGGCCUUUCACCUGCGACUUGUGUCCCAAGACCUUCAGGACAAAUGCACUAGUAGCCCAUCAGAGGCGCCACCAACAGCUGUUGCAGUACAAGUGUCCGCACUGCGGACGCGGUUUUGUGGAGUCUAGCAACCUGCGACGCCACAUAACCGCUCGUCACACAGGUGAACGUCCGCAUCCAUGCACCAUUUGUCAGCGUAGCUUCUCCAGGGUCUACCUGCUGCAGCUGCACCUCAGGACGCACACAGGCGAACGACCCUACGCCUGCGAUCAUUGCGACAAAAGGUUCGCCCAGCUGGGAGUCCUUAGGAGCCACGAAAGGAUCCACACCGGUGAACGGCUGCACCGCUGCCAAGUGUGCGAAAAGACCUUUACGCGGGCGGGGCAGCUCCGAAAGCACGAGAUGCGUCAUGAAACGAUCUGAUAGCU
Drosophila suzukii is the source of this 1108-nucleotide messenger RNA. Its product is annotated as zinc finger protein Paris. NCBI's taxonomy places the organism in Eukaryota, Metazoa, Arthropoda, Insecta, Diptera, Drosophilidae. Gene Ontology annotation, molecular function: zinc ion binding; RNA polymerase II cis-regulatory region sequence-specific DNA binding; DNA-binding transcription factor activity, RNA polymerase II-specific. Gene Ontology annotation, cellular component: nucleus. Gene Ontology annotation, biological process: regulation of transcription by RNA polymerase II. The record is from RefSeq and is a predicted model, not a curated record.